UCGAUACGGGAACUCGGGAAAACGACUGCAAAAAUUAUCAAUGUAAAAAAUAAAAACAAUACUGUUAUUAACUUUAAUUGAAAUUGAUGAUCAUGAUAGUUUAAAACACCUGUGCCGCCGUGUUAGUAGGAACAAUUAUACAUUUACAAUAGGAACGAUUAUUACUGUAAGUUUCAAAUAAUUGAAUAUGCGGUUCAACAAUAAAGAAUUAAUUCAUGUCAGUCAUUCAAAUCCUGUUCUGGAGGGACGGAUGUCCUAUGCUAAAUUAUCCGGGCACGUGUCUAAAGGUAACUAAAAAAAAUAACAUUAACAACAAUACAUUCCAUAGAUAUUUACAUUAUAUAUUAUAAUACAGAUACCUAUGUGUGAUCUUGGCUAUAAAUUUUAUUUUGUUAAAAUUUGCAUGGUGAAUUAUUAUUCCUAGUAUUUGUAUAUAGGUUCUACUACUAGUACACUAAUGAAUUAGUGUUUUAUUGUUUUAAACAUACUAAUUCGUUUUUAAAAUCAUUUACAAAUUGCUGACCUUGAAAAGUAUGAUUAAAAGUUCCAUUAUUGUGGGUACCUAUAUUUUCUUAUAUACACAAAAGCAUAAUAUUACAUAAUUUUAGUAUACAAGGAGAACAUGAUUAAAACUGUCAGUGAAACCUAAUUUUUAAAAUCGUAAUUUAUAUUUUUGACCAAGAUGUUAAUACAUAUCUUGCAUCUGAGAAGACGGCGAAUAUUAAUUGGCUUAAACAUUUUGUGAAGUAACUUAUUACAUUAAUAGUCAAUUGAAUUGUUCUGUUUAAUGUUUUGUUCAUAUACCUUGUAAACUAUCUUUCAAAAUAAAAUUAAUAAUCUAUAAAUAUAAAUAUCAGAAUAUAUCUGAUCAUACUGCAAACUCUAAUUUAGGUAGCCUAUACAAGAUGUAUUGUGUACAAUAUAGGUAGUGUGUUUAAAUAUUAUGUAUUUAUCAAAAAAUCAGAAUCAUGGAUAUAUUUUAUGUUUAAUUAUGUUAUUGUUUUUAUGGAAACCAGAGUCAUAUAUUUUGAAUUAAAAUAAGUGUCUAACUUAUAAAACUUAUCCAUGUCAUAAAUAUCUUUAAAAAUCAUUGGUAUAUUAAAUAGAUUUAUUUACCAAGUAUUUAUUUAUUUUAUACAUUUACAUUAUAGGUACAUAUUAUAUGGAUAUACUAAGUGUACAUUAUUUCACUGUAGGUAGGUAAUUAACUUGAUCAUUUUUUUUUCGGGGGGGGAGGGACUUAUUUUUUAAAUUGUUACAUUGAUUAAAUUUCAAAACUAACUGGUAUAUUAUUAUAGGUUUCAAGGAAAGAUGGUUCAGACUUAAGUACAAUCUUUUAUUUUAUUUCAAAAUAAAUGGAUACGGGCAAGUUGAUUUACAACAAGUAAAUAAAAUAAAUAUAUUUAUUUGUAUGCGUUUUAUUACAACUUUUACUAUAGCCAUACUCUAAGGGAACUACGCAAAUUAACUUUUGUUAUAUUAUUUUCUUAGCCAGCUGGUGUUUUUGUUUUGGAGAAUUCUAUUGUAAGACUUGAGAAUAAUAUACCAGGGACAUUGUUUUCAUUUUCUCUUUCGUUUAAAGAUGACCCUGAUAAAAAGUACAUAAUAUCAAGUCAGUCUGAAGAACAUGUUCAUCAGUGGAUUAAAAGUAUUCAAUGUUCAACGUAAGUUCCUUGUUAGUUUGAGAUAUUUUAUGUAAUACAAAUACUUGUGUAGGUAAUAUAUUAAUAAUAGUAUAAGUGUAUAAAUUAAUUUUAUAUAUUUGUAAAAAUAUAAUAGGCAGAUAUCGUUAGAAAUAAAAUGCUUGUAGGUAAUGUGUGUAAUGGUUUGAGGUUUACCCAUUUAGUUUGAAAAAUAAUGAAAAUUUCAAAAUAUGAUGAUUCAUGCUUAAUACAAGUGAAUUGUCUAAGUGAUUUUGUUGUUAGAAUUUAUUAUAAUUUUAUUUUUUAAUUUCUAAUAAUACUAGUAUUUCCCUAACUAAUAAAUACAUAAUGUAUAUUUUGUUUAAGAUAUGAAUACAUGCGAUCUCAACUGUCAUUAAUACAGAACAGAAUCUUGAAGUUAAGUGGAAGAGUAUGUAUUAUAUUUUGGUUAUUCAUUUUAAGUUGUGUAUCAAUAUAAAUUGAUUUUAAAACAGGUAGAAUUGUAUUUGUUAAUUUAUAUUAAAUUGUGUUUUAUCGCACAGGAUCCACUAUUAAUGUAUCCAGAAGAAGGGAAAAAAAUUGGUCGAAUGCAAAAUAUGGUUGAAGAAAAAGACUGCGAUUUUUAUUACACGACGAAGACUAUGGUACCCCUUCCUCCUCCUAGACACAAGCUACAGGACACAGGGAAAAUGAGUAAUUUUAAUUUAAUCGAAUUGUAAGAAUAUUCAUAAAGGUUGUUUGAUAUUGUGCACUCUGAACAUCUGUUAUAUGAUGUGUGUUUAUUGCUAUAAAGUUGCAAUUUUUUGUUUUUGAAUUUGAUUGCAUUGUCCUACCUAAGUAUUACCUUACUGUUAUGUUAUAAUGUGGGUAAGUGUUUAAUAUGUCAGCAUAGUUAACAUUUAAAACUGAAAUUUACACAUUUGGAUAUGUUGUCAUAAAUAAGUAUACCUAUAUUAAACCUGUGUAACACAACAUGGUUGUCAUUUUAUAAUAUGCGUAUAAGUGCAUACUCUUUAGAUUUAUAAG
Molecule: messenger RNA, 2669 nt
Organism: Cinara cedri
Lineage: Eukaryota; Metazoa; Arthropoda; Insecta; Hemiptera; Aphididae
Source: the annotation of a GenBank genome assembly